CCAGGUCGUGCCCGCAUCCGCCGGACGCCGGAAGUGGCUCUCCGCCCCUGCCACUGGGCCAUGGAGACUGUGGCACAGUAGAUUGUAGUGUGAGGCUCGCGGGGGCAGUGGCCAUGGAGGCCGUGCUGAACGAGCUGGUGUCUGUGGAGGACCUGCUGAAAUUUGAAAAGAAAUUUCAGUCUGAGAAGGCAGCAGGCUCGGUGUCCAAGAGCACACAGUUUGAGUACGCCUGGUGCCUGGUGCGGAGCAAGUACAAUGAUGACAUCCGUAAAGGCAUCGUGCUGCUCGAGGAGCUGCUGCCCAAAGGGAGCAAGGAGGAACAGCGGGAUUAUGUCUUCUACCUGGCCGUGGGGAACUACCGGCUCAAGGAAUACGAGAAGGCCUUAAAGUAUGUCCGUGGGUUGCUGCAGACAGAGCCCCAGAACAACCAGGCCAAGGAACUGGAGCGGCUCAUUGACAAGGCCAUGAAGAAAGAUGGACUCGUGGGCAUGGCCAUCGUGGGAGGCAUGGCCCUCGGUGUGGCGGGACUGGCCGGACUCAUCGGACUUGCUGUGUCCAAGUCCAAAUCCUGAAGGAGGCGUGGGAGCCCAUGGAGAACGCUCCAGGAGGGCCCAUCCAUCCUCGCUGUCCCUUCCCUGUUCUCCCCCUGCACCCCUGUCUCUGUCCUCUGUGGCCUUCAACUAACUUCUGCUCCCCUGAGACCCGUUCUUCAGCCCCACAUCAUGUGCUUUGGGAUGAGUGUAAAUAAAACGGGGCUGUGGCUUGGGAA
Piliocolobus tephrosceles (Ugandan red Colobus) is the source of this 769-nucleotide messenger RNA. It is a transcript of the gene FIS1, whose product is annotated as fission, mitochondrial 1. NCBI's taxonomy places the organism in Eukaryota, Metazoa, Chordata, Mammalia, Primates, Cercopithecidae. Gene Ontology annotation, molecular function: protein binding. The transcript has 5 exons. The record is from RefSeq and is a predicted model, not a curated record. Gene Ontology annotation, biological process: peroxisome fission; autophagy of mitochondrion; mitochondrial fission. The coding region runs from base 114 to 572 and encodes 152 amino acids. Gene Ontology annotation, cellular component: peroxisomal membrane; mitochondrial outer membrane.